UAUUCUAAAGUUGCAUUGAUUGGUAUUGGGAUGUUGUAUUAUUUUAUUUAACUGUUUAACAUAGAAAUUUCUCGUCAUCAAUGCUUUUAUAACAAACGUGAGACUGCUAAAUACCCAGCACUUAAUAAAGUACGGAUUUGUGUGUUGAAGUGACGUGAAGUUCCAUAAACAUUCGCUACGUCUCUGAACCGUGUUAGCGUGCGUAACUGUUUAGUAUUAAAUCCGUUUGAUAUGUGCAAUCAGUGACUUUUGUUUUGAAGAGAUGGCUAGCCCGUCACCUCAGAGCAGUCCGAUGCCGCCACCGCAGGCACCGAGCCCAAUGGGGCCCCCCACUCAGAGUCCGGCUCCGCCACAGUCCCCGCAUAGCCCCUACAACCAACAACAUGUCAACGGGCCGCCUCCGUCUCACCCUCCUGGUGCCGGACAGCCGCCGAUGCCUAAUCAUAUGUCUCCAUCAGGGCCAGGGCAUCCUAUAGCAUCAAAUUCUAAUGGGCCUCCUGGUGUACCACAGCAGCAUUCCGGAAUGCCACCAACUGGACAUCAGAUGCCUCCGCACAUGGUUGGACCUCAUAUGCCAGGCCCACCAGGACAUCCAAUAGGUCCUGGAGGUGCCCACCCACCUGGACCCAAUGGCCACCCUGGUGCCCCACAGCAUCCGAUCAUGCCUGGACAGGGUCCACCUCAUGGAUACAUGCAACAUCAAAUUGGCCAUAUGCCACCUGGACAGGCACCUAUGCCAAUGGGUGGAGGACCACCACCUGGUAAUGGGCCGCAGGGUCCGCCUGGAGCUCCAGGGGUGCCUCUACCUCUAUCGGGCCCACCAUCGCACGGAGUACACCCGCAGGGGAUGCCGCCUGCCGCUCCUGGCCACAUGUCUUCGCACCAUCCGAUGAUGCCAGGGCAAGGCCCUCCACCGCAUGCUGCUUCCCCUGGAUAUGGCCACGUUCCUCCUUCCGGGGCUGCAGGAGGCCCGGCGGCGUCGCCUUCAGGGGCACCUCCUACUGCUCCGUCUCAGGGCGGUGCUCCUCCACAUCCGCCGGCUGCACAGACACCUCCGCACGGACAGCCACCACCGACAUCCUCGGCGAACGGCCCCCCACCUGCGUCAUCUCCAAUGCAGGGCUCACUACCGGCACCCGGUCCUGAUAACCUGCACGCCAUUCAACGAACGAUUGAUUCUAUGGAAGAGAAAGGACUACAAGAGGACCCAAGAUUCUCGCAGUUGUUAGCACUGAGAGCACGCUCAAAUCCUGGUCAGGACCCCAGCAAGGGUUUGUUUAGCAACAAUCAGCUCUGCCAGCUUAAGGCUCAAAUAACAGCAUACCGAAGCCUCGCGAGAAAUCAGCCACUGUCACAGCAGAUAGCUAUGAUGGCAUCCGGCAAGCGCACUGGAGAGACACCCCCAGAGUGCCCUACUCCUCCAGCUCAGCCCCCGUACGGCGAAGGGCAGGGCGCGCCACCUAGUUCCGCGGCGGGGCUAGGUGGACUCAGCGCCACCGGGGGCAAGGCGGGGGCCGGCGGCGCGGCCGGAGACGCAGCCCGCGGCGGCGGCGGUGCUCCUCCCACUCCGCUCCCGAUGACAGGCCAGAUGGCACCUCCAACGCAACUUACUCCACCUCUAGUAAAUCCUCCCGUAAGUGGAGGACCACCUUUGCGUGGACCCGCACCAUUGCGUCCGCAAGCUCCGGGCACGCAGCCUCAACAUCAGCCAGGGGUUCCAAUACCAGGAACCAAGCAGAAUCGUAUCACCAGUAUGCCCAAACCUGUGGGAAUUGAUCCUCUACAGAUCUUGAAUGAAAGAGAAAAUAGGAUUGCAGCGCGCAUCGCCCAUCGCAUCGAAUUGCUCUCCAAUCUGCCAGCCAACAUGCCAGAUGACCUCCGACUGCAAGCACAAAUUGAGCUCAGGGCUCUUCGAGUGCUCAACUUCCAGAAACAAUUACGUUCUGAGAUUCUGGGUCAAGUCCGCCGCGACACGACAUUAGAAACAGCCGUGAACAUCAAAGCGUACAAGCGUACGAAGCGACAAGGGUUGAGAGAAGCUCGCGCUACAGAAAAGUUGGAGAAACAACAGAAACUGGAGGCAGAGCGGAAGCGCCGACAGAAACACCAAGAGUUCUUGCAGACUGUGUUGCAACACGCUAAGGACUUCAAGGAGUACCAUCGCAAUAACAUGGCGAAGCUGUCACGUAUGAACAAGGCUAUCAUGAACCAUCACGCUAACGCCGAGCGGGAACAGAAGAAGGAACAAGAGCGCAUUGAGAAAGAGCGUAUGAGACGUUUGAUGGCGGAAGAUGAAGAAGGGUAUCGUAAACUUAUUGAUCAAAAGAAAGACAAGCGGUUGGCGUUCCUUCUGUCGCAGACCGACGAAUACAUCGCCAGUCUCACGGAGAUGGUCAAGCAACAUAAGCAGGAACAACGUAAAAAGCAGCAGGAAGAAGAGCGCAGGAAAAGGAAAUCGAGAAAGAAGAAGUUGUUGGAAGGCGGCGAGAUCGAUGCAUUGGAUGACAGCUCGCAAACAUCAGAUUCGCGCGUUAACGUUAUGGAUCCUAAGACUGGCGAAAUACUGAGGGGAGAAGAGGCGCCAUUGUUGUCUCAGUUGAAGGACUGGAUGGAGACUCACCCCGGCUGGGAGGUAAUGUCAGACUCUGAGGACUCUGGAGACGACAGCCAAGACGAUGACGAAAAGAGGAAAGGACAUAGAGAUGAGAGGAGUGACAAAGAGAAGACUGAAGAAGAGAAAGCACGGGAAAUGAUUAAGAAGGCCAAGGUCGAAGACGAUGAGUAUAAGACAGAAGAACAGACUUACUACAGCAUUGCUCACACAGUUCACGAGUCUGUUACUGAACAAGCCAACAUCCUCGUCAAUGGUAAACUUAAAGAAUAUCAAAUCAAGGGUCUGGAGUGGCUGGUAUCUUUAUUCAAUAAUAACCUGAACGGCAUUCUAGCAGACGAGAUGGGUCUCGGUAAGACCAUCCAGACUAUAGCGCUGGUCACAUAUCUAAUGGAGAAGAAGAAAGUUAACGGACCUUUCCUCAUUAUUGUACCUCUGAGUACUCUAUCCAACUGGGUGUUGGAGUUUGAGAAGUGGGCGCCAACGGUGUCAGUAGUGUCGUACAAGGGAUCCCCUCAGUCGCGUCGCCUCGUACAGGCACAGAUGAGAUCUACCAAAUUCAAUGUGCUGCUUACAACUUAUGAAUAUGUUAUCAAGGACAAGGCUGUACUGGCUAAGGUACAGUGGAAAUAUAUGAUAAUCGACGAGGGUCAUCGUAUGAAGAACCAUCAUUGCAAACUGACACAAGUAUUGAACACGCACUACAUAGCACCGCACCGCCUGCUUCUAACCGGUACCCCGCUACAGAACAAGUUGCCGGAGUUGUGGGCACUACUGAACUUCUUGCUACCCUCCAUCUUUAAGAGUUGCUCCACAUUCGAACAGUGGUUCAACGCACCUUUUGCUACAACUGGUGAAAAGGUGGAACUGAACGAGGAAGAAACUAUCCUCAUCAUUCGUCGUCUACACAAAGUGCUGCGUCCAUUCUUAUUGCGUAGGCUCAAGAAAGAGGUAGAAAGCCAACUGCCUGACAAGGUGGAAUACAUUAUCAAGUGUGAUAUGAGUGGACUACAACGUGUCCUAUACAAACACAUGCAGUCUAAGGGAGUACUGUUGACUGACGGCUCAGAGAAGGGCAACAAAGGUAAAGGUGGUGCUAAAGCGCUGAUGAACACCAUCGUACAGCUGCGCAAGCUUUGCAACCACCCCUUUAUGUUCCAACACAUUGAGGAAAAGUUCUGCGACCAUAUUGGCACGGGCGGUGGUGUGGUCUCAGGACCGGACCUAUACCGAGUAUCUGGUAAAUUCGAACUUCUUGAUCGUAUAUUACCGAAGCUGAAGGCAACUGGGCACAGGGUUCUGGUGUUCUGUCAAAUGACCCAGUGUAUGACCAUCAUUGAAGACUAUCUGUCCUGGAGAGCUUUCCAAUAUUUGAGAUUGGACGGUAUGACAAAAGCUGAAGAUCGUGGUGAGCUGCUCAAGAAGUUUAACGACGUCGGCUCAGAUUACUUCAUUUUCUUGCUGUCGACCCGCGCCGGUGGUCUCGGUCUCAAUCUGCAGAGUGCUGACACUGUUAUCAUAUUCGACUCCGACUGGAAUCCACAUCAGGAUCUCCAAGCGCAAGAUCGUGCCCAUCGUAUCGGGCAACGUAACGAGGUGAGAGUACUUAGGUUGAUGACCGUCAACUCAGUGGAGGAAAGAAUUUUGGCAGCAGCUAGGUACAAAUUGAACAUGGACGAGAAAGUCAUUCAAGCUGGUAUGUUCGAUCAGAAGUCGACAGGCUCUGAGCGUCAACAGUUCCUUCAGAGCAUUUUGCACCAAGAUGGGGAUGAUGAGGAGGAGGAAAAUGAACUUCCUGAUGAUGAUCUAAUCAAUGAGAUGAUAGCAAGAUCAGAAGAAGAGUUAGAAAUCUUCAAACAGAUAGACAUUGAGCGCAAGAAGAAUGAAACACAAACCCGACUUAUUGAGGAGUCGGAGCUGCCUGAUUGGCUGGUUAAAAAUGACGACGAAGUUGUUUGCAAUAAGGGGCAAGGCUGGAAUUAUCUAGACGAAGACGAGACACUAGGCCGUGGUUCUCGUCAACGCAAAGAAGUAGACUACACAGACUCUCUUACGGAGAAGGAGUGGCUAAAGGCCAUUGACGACGAAUUUGAAGAAGAGGAAGAAGAAGAUGAUGACGAUGAAGUUCUUGACAAGAAACGGAAGAAGGGUCGUAAACGACGCCGCCCUGAUGAAUCUGAUGAAGAAGAGGCACCGAGUUCCUCGAAGAAGAAGAGUAAAACUGAAAUUAACCAAGUAAAGAAACGAUUGAAGAUGAUUAUGAAGAAAGUUAUAGAUUAUACAGCAAAGGAUGACGGCCGUGUGUUAUCUGAGCCAUUCAUGAAACUUCCGUCACGCCGCGAAUUGCCAGAUUACUAUGAUAUUAUCAAGAAACCUUUGGACAUUAAGAAAAUCAUGAACAGGAUCGAAGAUGGCAAGUAUAAUGAUAUAUCGGAUCUCGAACGGGAUUUCUUCACAUUGUGCGCUAACGCUCAGACAUACAAUGAAGAGCAGUCCUUGAUAUACGCGGACUCGGUGCGUCUUCGCAACGCGUUCAUUGAAAUACGGCGUCGUUAUGAGAGCGGACAGAACUCGGACGACUCGGAUGAUAAUGAUAAAGAUGAUGAAGAUUCGGAUGGCGAAUCUAACCGCUCUGUCAAAAUGAAGAUCAAGUUGAAGGGUAAAAGCAAAAGCACACCAUCCAGGAAGCGGAAACCACGAAAGUAUGUCUCUGAGGACGAAGAUUAUGAGGAGGAUUAAACUCAACUCAUUGCAUUACCCUUCUAGUAACUAACAAACACUUGAUCAAUCAUGAUAGGAAAAUUUUAAUAAGCCAAUUUCAAUUCAUAGAUUUACCUUUAGACAAGAUUCAACUAUAUCGCUUCAUGUAAUGGAAUAAUUAUAAUUUGACAUUAUUAUUGACAUUUAAAAUAUUUUUCUUGCAAACAAUGAUUUCUUCAAUACGUUAAUGAAUUAUCUCAUCUGUAUUUAAAAAUAUUACAUGUUUACUCUAGUUAAUAGAAGGGAGCUAGGAUAUUUCAGGUAGUUGCACUUAUGGUAACUUCUUGUUAGUAAUUAAGUAUAUUAUUAGUAGUAAUAGUAAUGAAAUAUUGUGGUAUCCCUAGAACACACUAAGCAGAAGGCACUGGUGCUUGCAUGUGACGUUUUUUGGGACUAACUUAAAGUAUGCCUACAGUUAUGGAUAAAAACUGACUUUUAUAAAAUAUUCAAAUUACUUUAUAAGCUUUAUCAACUUUGAUUAAACACAUUAAUAUAUGAUUUUAUCUAAAUUUAUCAGAUAAAAUACCAGACUUUUAUCUUAUGGUUUGCCUAAACUGGCUGAAUACCUGGUUACAUUUUUUCACAAAUAUUAUUUUAUGGCAAUGAUCAUUAAAUUUUUCUAUUAAAAUGUUACUUAAAGUAAGACCUAAAUUAUUUGACAUUGACUCUGAAUAACAAAAAUAUUUUUAUUCUCUAGACAUCAAAACAAUGUUUGGAAUUUAGGUAUUUAGGGUUAGAGUAAUAGGAUUUAUGUAUGUGCUUUGGCAUUCAAAAUAAAUUUCUAUGUUUAAA
Messenger RNA from Spodoptera litura, 6163 nucleotides. Its product is annotated as brahma chromatin-remodeling complex ATPase subunit. Gene Ontology annotation, cellular component: nucleus. NCBI's taxonomy places the organism in Eukaryota, Metazoa, Arthropoda, Insecta, Lepidoptera, Noctuidae. Gene Ontology annotation, molecular function: histone binding; ATP binding. The record is from RefSeq and is a predicted model, not a curated record. Gene Ontology annotation, biological process: regulation of DNA-templated transcription.